Messenger RNA from Monascus purpureus, 2863 nucleotides. Lineage: Eukaryota; Fungi; Ascomycota; Eurotiomycetes; Eurotiales; Aspergillaceae. The record is from the annotation of a GenBank genome assembly.
AACAGAUAAAGCGAGGAACAAUCCACAGCAAGUUUCCCUCCUAUUGGCACCGAUCGCCCGUGCACUCUUUCGAUCGCCGCCCUGGUUUCGUGACAGCCACAGCCGCCUCUUCUUAUCUCGGACUCCCCUCCGCGACGAGUUCACAGCAAUCGUGUCAGAUUCAACGAGGAUUCUUGUUGCCAUAGUCCUCGGAUCGAGCAUAGAAAUAUCCGUGCUGUGCAGAGUAAUUUUGCAAUUGAAUCCUUGGACGGUAUCUGUCGCGAAGUCGGCAUGUCAGACAACGGAGAAGGUCCUUCGACCAUGGGUCCUAGGCCCGUGCCCAUAUCGAGCAGCCCGAGACGCACUGGUUCUCCUGCGCCGGGUUCAUUCCAGCGGCAGGCUUCUAUUGCCCGUUUAGCAUCUCCAGUACCGUCGCCGUCAAACACUGGAACCUCGCCUGCGAGGCAGGUUCCCGUCCAACCCCAGCCGACAACAGAGCAGAAUCUCCGGAAGGUUGACAUCCCAUCCUCUCUAACCGGGGGAGGGAGCUCCAUGAUCUCAGCAGCGCUUAAAGACAGCUUUGGUCGCUCGCCUCCGAGACUUGGAACCCCCCCGAGACGGACUGCUUCUCCCGCGUUGCAGAACCUUGACAGCCCCUCGAAGACUAAUUAUGGAUCCUUCGAUGGCGGAUGGAGGGAGGGCUCUGAAUAUUCAUCUGUUGCCCCGUACGAGGACCCGGAAGUUGUAAAGAGACAUUUAGUACUCCCCCAAAAUCUUACGGACAGAGACCGUGAGGCUUUGAAGAAUACCGCAGUGGUACCUGAUGACAAUGAAUUCUCGAGUCUGCAACUUCAAGGUGGCGAUAUGACGAGACAGGUAUACCGGUGGGCAGAGGAUACGGAGGCUGGUCGAAUGCCCGCUCGAAGCAAGAGUUUCAGUAUCAACCGCCCAACGCCCGAGAGUGAGACCAUGGAUAUCAAUAGCAUCAGGAUCCCAGGUGGAUUCCGGAGAGAUUUUAUACGAAGAGCUGCAGGUAGUCCUGCGCCUGCAAGCCAUUCUGACUCGAGAAACGGAGCGUCACAAAAUCAGCCUAAAAUCCCGACAAGCAGCUUUCUAGAGUUUCUCUCCCUUUACGGCCACUUUGCUGGUGAAGAACUCGAGGAAGAUGAUGAAGUACUGGGUCCUGAUGAAUAUUUUUGCUCUGAUGCCUUGGAUGAGACAGAAGAUGGAGGGCCAACGGAGGAGUCAGCCCUGUUGCGACCUGAAACUGCUGGAGGAAAGAGACGGAAACAUAAGGCACCUCGCGUAAAAGGAACCAACAACAGAACAGGAGCAGCUUUACUUCUACUUAAAUCGUUUGUUGGUACAGGCGUUCUGUUUCUACCAAGGGCCUUCUUGAACGGAGGCAUGUUAUUCAGCAGCCUGGUACUUCUCGCCGUCUCAAUUCUCAGUUACUACUGCUUCAUUCUAUUGGUGAAUUCUCGACUAAAGGUUGAUGGCUCUUUUGGUGACAUCGGUGGUGCACUUUAUGGGAAGAACAUGAGGCGUAUCAUUCUCUCCUCUAUCGUUCUGAGCCAGUUAGGCUUCGUUUCCGCGUACAUUGUGUUCACGGCUGAGAAUCUACAAGCAUUUGUUCAGGCAGUGAGCAACUGCAAAUCAUUCAUCGACAUCAAGUUCAUGGUAUUGAUGCAGUUGGUUAUCUUCCUGCCUCUUUCGCUGAUUCGCGACAUCAGCAAGCUUGGGUUCACAGCCCUCAUAGCGGAUGUCUUCAUCCUUUUGGGUUUGAUAUAUCUCUUUUACUACGACUUCAUCACAAUUGCAGCCCAGGGAGGAAUUGCAGACGUCAAGGCCUUCAAUCCAUCGACCUGGACUCUUUUCAUUGGCACCGCCAUAUUCACAUAUGAAGGGAUUGGGCUCAUCAUUCCAAUUCAGGAAUCGAUGAAGCAUCCGCAGCAAUUCCCGGGUGUCCUUGCUGGCGUUAUGGUGAUCAUUACAAUUGUCUUUCUUGGGGCCGGCGCCAUCAGCUACGCUGCUUACGGAUCCGCAACUAAGACCGUCGUUAUUCUAAACCUGCCUCAAGAUGACAAGUUUGUGAACGUUGUUCAGUUCCUCUAUUCCAUGGCUAUACUGUUAAGCACGCCCCUGCAGCUCUUCCCGGCAAUUCGGAUCAUGGAAAAUGAGUUGUUCACCCGCAGUGGUAAAUACAACCCCGGUAUCAAAUGGAAGAAGAAUUGCUUCCGCUUUAUCCUUGUCAUGAUUUGCGCAUUCGUCGCUUGGGGAGGGGCGAGUGAUCUUGAUAAGUUUGUUUCUCUGGUUGGAAGCUUCGCCUGUGUCCCAUUGAUCUACGUCUAUCCCCCUCUCCUACACCUCAAAGCCUGCAGUCAGUCAAGAAAGCAGCAAAUUGCUGAUAUCGUGCUUGUCAUCUUCGGCGUCAUCUCCUGCAUCUACACCACCGCGUUAACCAUAUCCAACUGGGUAGGUGCAGAGGAUGUAAAGGCUCCUGGCUACUGCGAUACGUAAUUCAAUGUGAAGAUGGGAAGACCUUGAUGAUUUCCCCCUCUACUCCAUUAUGAAUUUCACGUUAUAGACUCGGUAUAUUAUGCCACGGAAGUUUUCUGCGCAAGGUCUGCCCAUUUUUGAGCUGCUCUUCAAGUAGCUGCCUUUUGUUUCUUUCGGCUUUAUAUACCCACUCGCUGCGUCUGUGUCCUGGGUUAUCCAAGACAAGACAGCGAUGGCGGUUACCUAGUUGCAGGGAGCGAGCUGGUGCGCUUUGCACAGGUAGAUCAAGCAGCAGUCGGCCUGUCUCCUUGCAAACAUGUAUAUAAGCCCGUUGCUACUUUCUGGAGUUAGAUAGAAAAUAGUUCAGUUGAAUAGGAAUUCUUUU